Molecule: messenger RNA, 3077 nt
Organism: Anguilla anguilla (European eel)
Lineage: Eukaryota; Metazoa; Chordata; Actinopteri; Anguilliformes; Anguillidae
Gene: sqlea
Product: squalene epoxidase a
Exons: 11
Coding region: 410-2113 (567 amino acids)
Biological process (GO): cholesterol metabolic process; sterol biosynthetic process
Cellular component (GO): endoplasmic reticulum; membrane
Molecular function (GO): flavin adenine dinucleotide binding; squalene monooxygenase activity
Source: RefSeq, a predicted model, not a curated record
UCAUUAUCAUAAAAUAUUCAACAUCCUCUGAAACUAGCGCACCGGCAGGCAUGCCGCUCAUUGGAAACUGUCUUGAAACUGGAUUAUGUUCACGAAAUGGAUUAAAGCUGCCUUUUUUUUCAUUUAUUUCACAAAAAUAGAAUUAUGCCUUAUUUAAAAUGAUAGUUUCAUUGUAAAGCUACAGAAUAUCGUGCCAAAGCGCCACAUUGCCUAAACUAACGACUAGCCUAUAUAUCGUUUUUCCCCUUUGUAAUUUUUUUUUACUGCACUUUCUCAAAUUUUCAUCUGAUUUUUAAUUUACAACGCAUUGUGUUUAGAUCUGUUUUACAGUUGUAGGUAGUUUACAUAUGCAAUUUUAUUUUGCUUACUUUUAUUUCUUUUCUGUCAUUGGAGUAAUAAUUUGGUAGUCAUGUGGACCUUUCUGGGAAUUGCAAGUUUCACCUACGUUUAUAAAAAAUGCGAUGCCGUUUUGAGUUAUGCCCACAAAGAGCUUGUUCUGGUAGCGCUGGUUUUCUUCACCGUGGGCUUGUUACUAUCUUAUGCAAGGUAUCGCCAUGGACAGACGCACAAAGUACCGCAGAUUUUGCGUUUACCACUGGAACUGUUGGCCUCUCUGCCGCUGGCAAAGCGGUUCUUCAACUCACCAACAGACUGUACCAGCAUUAGAAACGGCUCACCAAAAAAGGAAUCUAGUCGGAGGAAAAGGGUGGACCUGAAGAAUUCAUCAUGUACGGGCCAGGCCACCGUUGUUGCGUCAGAACCUGACGUCAUCAUUGUAGGAGCCGGCGUACUGGGCUCUGCUAUUGCCGCGGUGCUGGCACGUGACGGUCGGAGAGUCACUGUGAUCGAAAGGGACCUACGGGAGCCCGACAGGAUCGUUGGGGAGUUGCUGCAGCCUGGGGGAUACCGUGCACUCAAGGAGCUUGGCCUUGCAAAUUCUGUGGAGGGUUUGGAUGCUCACAUCGUAAAAGGCUACGUAAUCCACGACCUGGAGAGCUGCGCGGAGGUGGAGAUCCCCUACCCGUGUGAGGAGGAUACCAUCCAAUGCGGGCGUGCUUUCCACCAUGGACGUUUCAUCAUGGGGCUGCGCCGGGCCGCCCUCGCAGAGCCCAAUGUGACAUUUAUUGAAGGUACUGUGACCAGCCUAGAAGAGGAGGAUGGCUGUGUCAUUGGUAUUCAGUACAGGGACAAGGAAAGUGGAGACACUAAGGAAAUUUGGGCUCCUCUGACCAUUGUCGCAGAUGGCUGCUUUUCGAAGUUUCGGAAGACUUUGGUGUCUGGAAAAGUGAAAACAUCCUCUCACUUUGUUGGGUGCAUAAUGAGGGAUUCUCCUCAGUUUAAGCCAAAUCAUGCUGAACUGGUGCUAGCCAACCCAAGCCCAGUCCUCAUCUACCAAAUCUCCUCCACUGACACCAGAGUCCUGGUUGACAUCCGAGGGGAGAUGCCCAGAAACCUAACAGAAUACAUGGUGGAAAAAAUUCACCCUCAGCUUCCAGAGCACCUUCAAGAGCCUUUCAUGGUGGCUCUGCAAAAUGAUCGCUUGAGGUCCAUGCCAGCCAGUUUUCUUCCCCCGUCGCCUGUGAAUAAACCAGGAGUCCUACUACUGGGAGAUGCAUACAACAUGAGGCACCCUCUGACAGGGGGAGGGAUGAGCGUGGUGCUCAAUGAUGUCAGGAUAUGGAGGGGCCUGCUGAAGAACAUUCCAGAUCUUUAUGAUGACACGGCCAUGCUGCAGGCAAAGAAGAAAUUCCACUGGGAGCGAAAGUCAUCACACUCAUUUGUGGUGAAUGUGCUGGCACAGGCCCUGUAUGAGCUGUUUGCUGCAACUGAUGAUUCCCUCCAUGAGCUCAGAAAGGCCUGCUUCCAUUACUUCAAGCUUGGAGGAGAGUGCAUUGCCGGCCCGAUCGGACUGCUGUCCGUGCUAACACCAAAACCGAUGACUCUGAUUGGCCACUUCUUUGCAGUGGCACUGUACGCAAUCUACUUCAGCUUCAAGUCAGAGUCCUGGCUGACGAAGCCUCGGGCAUUUGUUAAAAGCGGGGCGAUUCUCUACCGCGCUUGUACAGUUAUGUUCCCGCUCAUCUACUCUGAGUUAAAGUACCUGGUGUACUGACAGGUGCUCAGAAAUGCCUGGGAACAACAAAUCGUCCACAGUGUCUUACUUGUACAGUCGUUUCAUGAAUUUUCAUUGGCUGCCUUGAAGGUGACAAGACCAUAACUGAACUCAAUGCAAAUCAUAAACUUUUCCUGGAACAGAAACAUUUUCUUGUAAAACUGACAACUUACCUUUCAGUUUCAUUUUUGGCCUUUUCCAUUCCAAUUUGAAAGAUUAAUUGACCUUGUGGUGUUUUUAUUUAAUAUAUUGUGUGUUUGUUGGCUGGACGUUGUGAAUUAACACAGUAUACUUCACUUACGAAAAGAUUUUUCGACAAACCACUACGCUGCUAAAUUUGUAAUUCUUGUACAAAUGUUUUUUUUUAAGCAAAGACAGGUUUUACACUAAAACAAAACAAGAAAAGUGCUUUCUAGCCAAUAUUGUUAUUACAUAUUGGCCCUUUAUGUCUUAUUUGAAACUAAUGCACUUAAUUCCUUAGUAUUAUCUCCAUGAACUGGAGGUUGUCUAUUGAUUAAAGUAGCCAGUUAAAAAUAAGUAAAUGAAUAGUCAUUUUAAUUACACACUGCUGUACCUUAAUUGUGUUCAUGUACAGAGCUCACAAAUAAAAUAUUUUGUAUACAGUCCAGUGAGUGUACAGUAUGUCAGUAUCCUGGUUAAAUCUAAAGAAUCCAUAUUUCAGCAAACCUGUAACACAUUGUUCCAGUCAUGUAUAUUGCCUCAACUGGCAAGUACAUUGGCUGGCAUGCAAAACCAAAAUGAUUCUUUACAAUGAUCAGAAUUUCAGUGUAAAGUGAAAAUGGAUAUUCCAUUGUCACAUUAGUUUGGGUAGUGAAAGCCAGGCCUUUGGGGACAAAAAACAUAAUGCAAUCAAAUAAAGUCAUAUAAAAACACCGACUGUAGAAAAAAAAAACAGGAAUCUGAUUAAGGUGGAAUUCAUAGACUAGGGCUUCUUUAACUAGUG